Messenger RNA from Cucurbita pepo subsp. pepo (vegetable marrow), 1736 nucleotides. Its product is annotated as Sec14p-like phosphatidylinositol transfer family protein. Gene Ontology annotation, molecular function: lipid binding. NCBI's taxonomy places the organism in Eukaryota, Viridiplantae, Streptophyta, Magnoliopsida, Cucurbitales, Cucurbitaceae. The record is from RefSeq and is a predicted model, not a curated record.
GUUGCAACUUCAUCGUCUCCAAUUCAUCAAUUCAUAACCUAAUCAAUCAAUCGUCUUCUUCAGUGCAGAGAGAAUUUUGAUUCGAAGUGGUUUGAUUAUCCGCCAUGACUGUGGAGGUUGUUAAGCUUGAAGGUGCUUCAAUGGCGGCUGUGGAGGUUCCAGAUGAGCCGAAGAAGGUUGUUAUUGAAGAGGAAAAGGAAGAAAAAAGCGCUGUGAAGACUGUUGAAGAUGAAGCGUUGAAGCCAUCCGCCAUUGAUAAGAGCUCUUCUUACAAAGAAGAAAGCAACCAUCUCUCUGAUUUGAAGGAAUUCGAGAAGAAAGCUUUGGCUGAACUUAAAUCCAAACUCGAAGAAGCCAUUCUUGGGAAUAAUCUCUUCAAAGAAGAUGAACCCAUUAAGAAGGAGAAAGAAACAGAGCAACCCAUUAAAGAAACAGAGCAAUCCAUUGAAGAAACAGAGCAAUCCAUUGAAGAAACAGAGCAGAAACCAGAGGAGAAGAACAACGAAGAACAAACCCAGAAAAUCAACGAGGAGAUAAUGGAAGUUUCUCUUUGGGGGGUUCCUCUGUUACCAAGCAAAGGAACAGAGGCCACUGAUGUGAUACUCUUGAAGUUCUUAAGAGCAAGAGAAUUCAAAGUGAAUGAAGCAUACGAAAUGCUUCAAAAAACCCUUUCAUGGCGGAAGAAAUCCAACAUCGAUUCCAUCUUGAAAGAGGAAUUCCCCUCCGAUUUGGAAUCUGCAGCGCUCAUGAACGGCGUCGAUCGUGAAGGACACCCAGUUUGCUACAAUGUCUUUGGAGUUUUCGAAACCGAAGAUCUUUACCAGAAAACGUUCGGAACAGAGGAGAAAACAGAGCAGUUCUUAAGAUGGAGAUUCCAAGUUAUGGAGAAAGGGAUUCAAAAGCUCGAUCUGAAACCUGGUGGGGUUUCUUCUCUGCUUCAGAUUAACGAUUUGAAGAACUCCCCUGGCCCCGUUAAGAAAGAGCUCAGAAUCGCCACCAAGAAAGCCGUCGCAAUUUUACAGGACAAUUACCCUGAAUUUGUCGCCAAGAAUAUAUUCAUCAAUGUUCCAUUUUGGUACUACGCGUUAAACGCUCUGCUUUCGCCGUUCUUAACUCAAAGAACCAAGAGCAAGAUCGUAGUAGCUCGACCAGCAAAAGUAACCGAAACCCUUUUAAAGUACAUUCCAGCAGAGGAAAUCCCCGUCCAAUACGGCGGUUUCAAGAGAGAAAACGACGGCGCGUUCACCCCAGAAGACAGCGGCGUUUCAGAGCUGAACCUGAAGGCAGGUUCGACGGCGUCCAUUGAAAUUCCGGCAGGUCAGGGGGAGAGCCAAGUGAUCUGGGAUCUGACGGUGGUGGGUUGGGAAGUGAAUUAUAAAGAGGAAUUUGUGCCGUCAGAUGAAGGGUCGUACACGAUUAUUGUGCAGAAGGGGAAGAAGAUGAGUGGCAGUGAAGAACCGGUGAGGAACAGUUUUAGGAACAGUGAGGCAGGGAAGAUUGUGCUGACAGUGGAGAAUGUUUCGAACAAGAAGAAGAGGGUUUUGUAUCGAUUCAAGACGAAGAAUAUCGAGUGAUUGUUCUUGGUUGUGUUGUGUGUUCAUACAAAUUUUAUUUAUAGAUAUUUGAGAGAGAGAGCAUUCUUUUGCAGGAUAAUUCUUGUGAUCUUAUAUUUGUUUGAAGUUCUUUUGUUGUGUUCUUACAGGAGUUUAUGUAUUAUUAUUUAUUUGUUCUUGAUU